UUUAAUUGCUGAUCCGUGCUUCGUACAAGAAGGAUGUUUAUAUUUUGUAAACUGUAAUUAUUCUUUAUUUGCAUAAUGUAAUUACUAGUGAUAAAAAUUUAACAUUUUAAAAAAUAAUUUAUAACUGAAUAUUGAUAUAUAAUAACAUAAUAUAAUAUAUAAUAGCAACAACAACAUCAAUAAAGAAAAUGCAGUACAAGAACCUAUAUGCUCUGAAAAUAUCAACGAAACAUUUUAAUUUUUGUAUUUUAAAAUAUACAAAAUCAUACAAAAAUCACAUAAGAAAUUUACAAGAUGCAGCUAAAAAUAAGGUUAAUAAAAAAUAUACAGAAACUAUUAUAUUACCACAAACUGACUUUCAAGUACGACUUAAUGGGAAAAAACGCAUUGAUAUGGAUAAGUAUUUACUAGAAAAAUGUAGAUUCUUGGAUUUGUAUUGUUGGCAAAGAAAAAAUUUGGUAGGCCCAGAUUUUGUCUUGCAUGAUGGGCCACCAUAUGCCAAUGGAAAUCCUCACAUGGGACAUGCUGUCAAUAAGAUUCUAAAGGACAUUACGUUGCGAAAUAAAGUUAUGAGAGGUCGGCGUGUACAUUAUGUACCAGGUUGGGAUUGUCAUGGUUUACCGAUUGAACUUAAAGCAAUUAAAAACUUUAAUACCGAAAACCAAAAAAUGAAUGUCUUAGAAAUUCGACAUAAAGCAUCUACGUUUGCUAAAAGUACUAUUGUGAAACAAAGAGAAGUUUUCUCUUCCUGGGGUGUAAUGGCCGAUUGGAAGGAAACUGGAUGCUAUUUUACAAAUCAAACUUCGUACAUCAAAAAUCAAUUACAGCAAUUUAUGAAUUUAUACGAAAAAAGGCUCAUUUUUAGAGAUUUUAAGCCAGUGUAUUGGUCUCCUUCCUCCGAAACGGCUUUGGCAGAAGCGGAAUUAGUAUAUAACGAACAACAUAAAAGUAAAUGUGUCAUUAUUCGUUUACAAAUGUGCGAUGUACCAUUGAAGUUAAAAACAUUUACCAAUAACACCGUAUAUGCGCUUGCAUGGACAACUACACCCUGGACUCUAGUAGCUAAUCAAGCUUUAGCAUUUUCUAUUAAUUCUGAAUAUUGCUUAACUGAGGACGCUUGUGGGAAUUUUUACAUUAUUGCCGAACCAUUGGUGAAAGAUAUUGAGUCAAAAAUUGGUCCUUUGAAGUCAAUAGUAACCAUUAAUGGAAGGGAAUUAAGUGGUGCCAAAUACUUACAUCCGAUCACUAAAGAAAGUCUACCCUUUUUGCCAGGAGAACACGUUACAAUGAAUCUCGGUACUGGAUUAGUACAUACAGCUCCUGCACAUGGUCCAGAAGAUUUUCUUAUUGCGCUUGAACAUAACAUACCAGUCCUAUCUGUGGUAGACCACAAUGGUCGAUAUACGGAAGCAGCGGGUCCUGAAUUUGCAGGCUUGAAAGUUUUAUGCGAAGGCACUGAAAAGGUCCUACAACACCUAAACAAGGAUAUUUUAUUUGUUGAGUCUAUUAAACACAGUUAUCCGUAUGAUUGGAGAACUAAGGAACCAGUUAUAAUUCGAGCAAGUCAUCAAUGGUUCAUUGAUAUUAAUACCAUUAAAACAAAAGCUCUCGAAACUUUAGAUACCAUACAGCUAUUUCCAAAAAAUAAUCAAUCGUCCUUUCUUAGCGGCUUGUUUGCACAAAUUACGAAGCGACCGUUUUGGUGCAUUUCACGGCAACGAUCUUGGGGAACACCUAUACCCGUUUUGUACUUAAAAAAUACGGGAGAAGUAUUUACAAAUAGAGAAUGGGUAAAUAGAAUAUGUGAUCUGAUAGAAAAAAAUGGCGUGGAUUGUUGGUGGAAAUUUUCGAUAGAAGAAUUGGUAGGAGAAGAAAUUCUUAAAAAAUUUAAUCUCGACGAAAACAAUCUAAGAAAGGGUGAUGAUAUUAUGGAUAUUUGGUUCGACAGUGGCAUUUCAUGGUCUGCGAUUUUACCAGAAAAAAAGGCAGAUUUAUAUAUGGAAGGACAAGAUCAACUUACAGGCUGGUUUCAAUCAUCUUUGUUAACUUCUGUCGCACUUCAAGGCUCUUCUCCGUACAAUGCAUUAUUUGUACAUGGAUUUGUGGUAGAUGAGAAUGCUUCUAAAAUGUCCAAGUCAGAAGGUAAUGUUAUACAUCCAGACGAUAUUACAAAGGGUGGUAAUAAUUUUGGAAAAUAUGUAUAUGGAGUUGAUACACUUAGAUGGUGGGUCGGCAGUCACGGUUGUCAACACAUUCAAAUACGUGUUACGCAAGAAAUAUUACAAGAGAGUAAAGAAUCUAUAGAAAAACUUAGAUUAAUAUUACGCUUUUUAUUGGGUGUUCUGCAUUCCAAUACGGAAUUCAAUUUAGUAAUAGAUCCAAAGUUUCUGCAUCUUGACCAGAACAUGCUACAUCGCUUGUAUCAUUACAAUAGACAAAUUCAGGACUUUUAUGACAGUUAUGAAUAUCAUAACGUAUGCAAACUAGUAAAAAAUUUUAUGGCGAACGAUGUAUCAUCGAUAUAUUGUCAUUUAAAUAAAGAUAGGCUUUAUUGCGAUGCGAUAACGUCGCCGUAUCGUGCUGCUACUAUAAAAGUAAUAGAUGCAAUACUCACUGUCGUUUUGAGAAGUAUUGCUCCAAUUAUACCCCACUUGGCAGAAGAAGUUUGGUUGCAUCGUACCAAAAAUACUGAUACCGAAUACAUACCACUGCAUUAUACCAAAUACAUCGUACCAGAAACUUGGAAUCAACCAGAAACUGUUGAAUGUAUAGAAGCUGCAUUGUGUUUAAGAAGUAAAGUUAACAAACUUGCUACUCGAAAUACAUGGGAAUUAGCAGCUACAAUAAUGAGUACUAAACGAGAUUAUGAAUUACUAUCAAUUCUUCAAAAAGAAAAGCAAUCUUCUUUGUCCGAAUUAUGUGAUAUUCUACAAGUUUCAAAAGUAACUCUCAUGAAGGAUGAUGGGCUUAAUGAAACGCAGGUGCAUUUAAAUCAUAUAGAAAAGCAACUGUGUAAACGUUGUCGAAGACAUCCUGAAAUGUACGGAGCUGAAAUAUGUGAACGUUGUACUAAUAUACUCGACAGAAAUAUUUCGGCAACAGCAUUUACUUAAAUAAUCUUAUUCUCUUACAAGGUACAAUAGUUUAGUAACAAGAAAUGUAUUUAUAGACAUCUUAAUAAAAAUGAAGUAAAUAAGUUAUUGACCGUAACAGGCGCUACUUACGAUGAUGUUACUUUGUAAAAAAAAAUAUUUAUGUAUAUACAUAAGUGAAUAAUAUAUUAUAGAGAAGAGGAAAAAGUGAGAUAUAUUUAUGUACUAUAUGUAAUUUACUUAAUUGAUAGAAAUGUACGAAGUGCGACUAUUAUUUUUUCCAAACGUUACCUAAAGAUCGCAAUAAUUGUGUUUAUUGGAUUGAAAUUAGUUCUUUACAAUAUAAACCUAAGAUGAUUUCUCUGUUAAAUCAUACAUAUGAUUUAUAUUUAAAGUAUUAAGAAAAUGUAUUAAGUGUGGCUGAUAUCCGCUGGUAGUUAAUUUAUGAGCUAUACGAGAUAGAUAUAUCCGUAAUUCACAGAAAACCUCAUACAUUUGUUCUAAUUUUUUAAAAUUAGGGUGGACAUGACCUUCUGAAUUAGAAAUCCAGCUUUGAGAUCUCAAUCGAUUAUGAAACUUCAAUAUAACUUUAAAAAUAUUGCCCAAGCAUGUUCGCAUUUUUUCACCACGAGUAUUAAGUAUACACCUGAAAUUAGUUUAUAAAGAUUUGUAUUUACAAAUAUGUACGUUUGUGCGUUUAUAUGAGCGCGCGCGAACAAUGCACAAUAUGUAUUUGAUAUCGUAGCACAUUAAUGAAAAAAGUUAAAAAAUUUACCUCGAUAAUAUUCUUUUAAUAUAAUUUACAUGUGAAAAUCGAAUCUGAUCUAGAGUCAAAGAAUUACACAAAUCUUUCUCAAAUUCAAUCCAACUUGCAUGUAAUACACUGCAAGUUAUAUAAUUAUGAAGUGCACUGAUAAAUUGUGUCAUUGAAUGCCUGUACAGUUGAAGCUACAAAAUCAGAAAGUACAAUUAAGAAGAAACAGAAAAGAAGUACGUGUAUAUAUAUAUAUAUAUUUUUUUAAUAAUUUUAAAAGCCCCAUUUUAUAAGAAACACAAUUUAUUAAAACAGUAAGAAAUACCUUAUGAUAUUGUUCUGACAUGGCCGCUUCAUGCUCAACUUUCAUCAUACGAAAAUCCUCCUGUAAUACCCAGAGUACUCUACCGAUCAUCAACAAAAAUUUAAAUACCUUGCUAUAUUGUAACAUAACUGCGUCAUCUAAGAUGAUAUUUAAAGGCCAUGAAAUUUUGUAACUAAGGCACAAACAAUCCAAGGCAUGGGGAUCAGAUAUCUGCAAUAAUAAGCGUAAAAGCUACAUUUAAUGACGUAUAUUAAAAAGAAAAGAAAAGAA
This is a messenger RNA of Vespula pensylvanica (western yellowjacket), 4441 nucleotides long. It is a transcript of the gene IleRS-m, whose product is annotated as isoleucine--tRNA ligase, mitochondrial. Gene Ontology annotation, molecular function: tRNA binding; isoleucine-tRNA ligase activity; ATP binding. Lineage: Eukaryota; Metazoa; Arthropoda; Insecta; Hymenoptera; Vespidae. Gene Ontology annotation, cellular component: cytosol. Gene Ontology annotation, biological process: isoleucyl-tRNA aminoacylation. Bases 189 to 3113 code for a protein of 974 amino acids. The transcript has 15 exons. The record is from RefSeq and is a predicted model, not a curated record.